GUUCAAUAGUAUAUACAUUUUUUGGACCAAUUACAAAGCGCUCUACUUCUGUUUUGCACCAACUCACUGAAUGACGUGAUGAAUUGCAAAGACAUCUGUAGUGGUUGAAUCCCCAGUACGCACAAGUGACGCGCUUCAUCCUUUGCGAAGUGAUUUCAUUUCUUCGUCUCUCACUUUGAACACUUGUCUCUUAUCUUACUACACCAAAAUGCCUUAAAUUGCUUCAAGACUAACGCUGGACAGAUAACGAGGCAAUAAUAAUUGGAUUGUGAAUUGGAUAUUUUUCUUGUUGUGGAAUAUCUCGCAAGAAAGUAUCUUGCAAUUAAGACAUGCAAUUUAUAAAUACAGAUCCGUAUUGAGAAUUUAGCUUGCAUAUAGGUUGUUAUAAAUGUUGGGCACCCCUGAGCGCAGCACUAAAUGGGGAGUCGAUGGGGAGACCGUCGUCCCCAAGCUCUCUCUCAGUGGAGAAUCAGAUGGUCCAUGAUCACUCAGCAUGCAUACCUGGCUUAACCGGACCAACUGUUCUUUCAACUGCAGUUGGGAUGAAAACGCGACAUACUGGGGACUCGAGGCACCAGUCAACAUUUUCCCUAUUCCAAUCUUGAUCGGGGUCACCGUCAGCUGCGUUUUCUUCUUCUUUGUAGGUGUAACAGGAAAUCUGAUGACCAUUUUGGUGGUGACAAAAUACAAGGACAUGCGAACCACCACCAACUUGUACCUCUCCAGCAUGGCCUUUUCGGAUUUACUCAUUUUCCUCUGCAUGCCCCUGGACUUGUACAGAAUCUGGAGGUACCGACCUUGGAAUUUCGGCAAUGUACUUUGUAAACUCUUUCAGUUUGUCAGCGAGUGCUGCACAUACUCCACCAUCCUGAACAUUACCGCUCUCAGUGUGGAGAGAUACUUUGCUAUUUGUUUUCCUCUGAGGGCUAAAGUGGUCGUGACCAAGGGUCGCGUGCGAGGAGUCAUUUUGGUCCUCUGGAUUGUAUCCUUCUUUAGUGCAGCACCUGUAUUUGUGCUCGUCGGCGUUGAGCAUGAAAAUGGGACAAACUCGUGGGACACAAACGAAUGCAAAGCGACGGAAUAUGCCAUUAGGUCUGGGCUCCUAACUAUUAUGGUUUGGGUUUCCAGCAUCUUUUUCUUUUUGCCUGUGUUCUGUUUAACGGUUUUGUAUAGUCUCAUCGGCCGAAAGCUCUGGAAGAGAAAAAGAGACACGAUUGGAGAAAGCGUUUCUAGUCGAGAUAAAAACAACAGACAAACAGUCAAAAUGCUGGUUGUGGUGGUGUUUGCCUUCGUGCUCUGCUGGCUUCCCUUUCACGUUGGACGCUACCUGAUCUCCAAAUCUACAGAGAUGGGCUCUCCUAUCUUAUCUGUCAUUAGCCAGUACUGCAAUCUCAUCUCCUUUGUACUCUUUUACCUAAGCGCAGCGAUCAACCCUAUACUAUACAACAUCAUGUCCAAGAAGUACAGAAUGGCAGCUUGUAAACUUUUCGGACUGCACAGUAAUCCGAGAAGAAGCGCUUCGAUGGUCAAAGGAGAGAGUUCCCCGUGCUGGACAGAGUCCACUGUGAGUUUGUGACUUGACAGACUGUGAUUUUCCUUAACGACCAUUUCAGACGUCAAACACAUCGCCUCAAAAGAUCAGGGAGUAUUUUAGAAAGAUUCAUUAUAUGUUUUACAAACAUUUGCUUGUAAAUAGGAGAUGGAUAACUUCAGUUGCCUUAAAUAUCAAUGAAAUCUGGAAGACAAAACUGAGCACUGUAGAUAUUACAGCAUCAUCCUACUGCACCCAACUAGAGGGAUGCAGAGGUAAUGCAUUCAUUUGCUUUCAUUCUGUGCCUGAAUAAUAACAUGCUCAGUGUGUUUAAGUGCUAUGUGUGUGCAUUAUGUCCUGCUUAACAUCAGAAGCAAUAUUAUUACACAACUAUACACAAAUGCUUUUGGAAAAAAUGAGAAAUUUGCCUUGGCUCAUUACAAAGUGAUUUAAAGACAUCAGAAAAAUAUUUUUAUUUUUAACAUUUCAUGUGUUUUAAAAUGUGUAAUUUACUCACAUUACAUUCAUUGAGAAAGGCACCUUUAAUUUUGCACCAUUACAACAACUGUUGUGACUCUAUUUGUAUUGUCAUAAAUUGGUGUAUCUGUUGUGGAAACAGCAUGUUUUCUGUAUUAAAAAAUGAUGUAUAUAAAUAAAUAUGUGUAUAUUGUAAAAUAUGUAAAUAUACCCAUGUUACACUAGAAUUCUGUUUGUAUUUUCUGUCUGUGUAUAUACUAAACAGCACUGUUUCAAUUCAGUAAGGAACUAUUACAAAUCUUUAAUCUUUAUACUUUAAUCAUCAGCUAUAUAAAUGGGCUUUAAAACUCUGAAUUGAUGGCACACAUUUGAGAUAUUGAAGAUAAAUCUUCCUCAAUCCUAAAUCAAUCGAACUGCAUCAUUAGAAAUCCUGCAUUUUUAUUUCCACUGUCUAAAUGGUGUUUUAUCGAUGUUAAAGCAAUUUCAGAGAACUCAGGCAAAAGCGAAUCACAGAAAAGAAUGAUAUCAUAAAUCAGCCAGCUCUCCUCAUGGGAAAAAAGUGACUCUGCAAAAUGAGAUUUUCCACCGUGCUUACGUGCCACUCCAGUCUACAAUCACCAUUAAUAAAAAUCCUAACCCUGUGUCGGAUGAGUCUAAAGGUUGAACUUUCAGUCAGUUUUAAAGAAACCACACUCAACAGUUCUCAAGCAGAAUAAUACUUCAACCGCUGCAGUAGCCGGUCAGGAUUUAAUGCUCAAGAUGAACAGUGUAGCUCAGUUUGUGGGUUUAAUUCACAAGGUGAACACAUAGGGGUGAUUUUCCAGGCAGGGUUUAGAUUAAUCCAAGACUUAUUUUAGAACAUUUAACUAGUUUUUACAAACCUAACAAAAAAUCAAUACUGGUGUGCACUGAUAUAUGUUGAGGUACUAUGUCAAUGCAAGAUGUUUUAAAAUUAAGGCAGAUCAAACAUGCAUUUUAGUCUGGGACUAGACUUAAGCUCUGUCCAGGAAACCAUAUAGUGAUAAAAUGGUAACGCUUUACGAUAAGGUUGUUUUUGUUAACAUUAG
This is a messenger RNA of Misgurnus anguillicaudatus (oriental weatherfish), 3075 nucleotides long. RefSeq names its product growth hormone secretagogue receptor a (gene ghsra). The record is from RefSeq and is a predicted model, not a curated record. Gene Ontology annotation, biological process: hormone-mediated signaling pathway; G protein-coupled receptor signaling pathway. Gene Ontology annotation, molecular function: growth hormone secretagogue receptor activity. Gene Ontology annotation, cellular component: plasma membrane. Lineage: Eukaryota; Metazoa; Chordata; Actinopteri; Cypriniformes; Cobitidae.